Molecule: messenger RNA, 2657 nt
Organism: Tripterygium wilfordii
Lineage: Eukaryota; Viridiplantae; Streptophyta; Magnoliopsida; Celastrales; Celastraceae
Product: phosphoribosylaminoimidazole carboxylase, chloroplastic-like
Exons: 17
Coding region: 391-2301 (636 amino acids)
Biological process (GO): 'de novo' IMP biosynthetic process
Cellular component (GO): chloroplast
Molecular function (GO): metal ion binding; ATP binding; phosphoribosylaminoimidazole carboxylase activity
Source: RefSeq, a predicted model, not a curated record
CUUGCCUUGUUCAACUUGUUAGCCGCUCUUCUCAUAAUCCCCUCGCCACCGCAGCCGCCACUAUUUUGCCGCUUAACAUAUCAGAGACCGCGGCGGAACAGUAACGCCUGCCGCACAUCACCGGAGGGCACCGAGGUCUCUCGCUCCUCAUCAGUCUCCUUCUCCAGUGUCCCCUUCUUCCCCUUCCUCUCCGAGGAAAUUCCCUGACGCGCCAUCAAAAGGAGAGGGAACGAGAGAAAGCGAGGUUGCCCAUCCAAUUCUCUGUCGUCUCUUUAUAUGCUAUUUUCCAAUCCUGUGGGACUAUUAUAAGCUCAGUUCAGUUAUCGCCAAUUCCUAGUACACGGGUUUUUUUCCUAGUCAUUUUCAAGGAAAAUCUCUCAGGGGGCCAGAAUGUUACAGGCGGCUAGAACACAAGCUCUGCUGCCGAGAAACAAGGAUUCUAUUGUUGUUUCCGAUUCCAGAUUGAAGCCUGGGUUUUCCCUUCCGAGGGCAAGCUCACUAGGCUUCUCUUCCAUGAAGGUCUCCUUGAUCAAGCAGAAAAGUUCAGUCUUGGCUUGUCGAGCUUCGGGUGAAUUGCACGAGACUCCCGUCAGUGUGGAUAGGAAAGUUGAUUCACCCAUCCACGGAGUAACUGAGAUGUUGGUUGGCGUCUUGGGAGGGGGACAAUUGGGUCGUAUGCUAUGUCAAGCAGCUUCAAGAAUGGCCAUCAAAGUAUGCGUUUUAGAUCCCUUAGAAAAAUGCCCAGCUAGUGAAAUUGCACAUAAUCACAUGGUUGGAAGCUUUGAUGACAGUUACACAGUUCAAGAAUUUGCAAAAAGAUGUGGAGUGUUGACUGUGGAAAUUGAACAUGUUGAUGUUGCUACAUUAGAGAAGCUUGAGCAGCAAGGAGUUGACUGCCAGCCAAAAGCAUCUACUAUUCGUAUCAUCCAAGAUAAAUAUCUCCAGAAAGUUCAUUUUUCUCGGCAUGCCAUUCCACUUCCUGAAUUUAUGGAGAUAGAUGAUUUGGAAGGUGCAAAAAGAGCUGGGGACCUCUUUGGUUAUCCUCUUAUGAUAAAGAGCAGAAAAUUGGCCUAUGAUGGCCGUGGAAAUGCUGUUGCAAAGAGUGCUGAAGAACUUUCUUCUGCUGUUACUGCUCUGGGUGGAUUCAACCGUGGUUUAUACGUUGAGAAAUGGGCGCCCUUUGUAAAGGAGCUGGCUGUCAUUGUGGCAAGAGGAAGAGAUGACUCUGUCUUGUGUUACCCUGUCGUUGAAACCAUUCACAAGGAAAACAUAUGUCACAUAGUUAAGGCACCAGCUGAUGUGCCAUGGAAGAUUGGGAAACUUGCCACUGAUGUUGCAUGCAAAGCUGUUAAGUCAUUGGAAGGUGCUGGCGUUUUUGCAGUUGAGUUGUUUUUGACGGCAGAUAAUGAGAUUUUAUUGAAUGAAGUAGCUCCUAGACCUCAUAAUAGCGGUCACCACACAAUUGAGUCUUGCUACACCUCACAAUAUGAACAGCAUUUGCGUGCUGUUGUUGGUCUACCACUUGGUGAUCCAUCAAUGAAAACUCCAGCUGCUAUUAUGUACAAUAUCCUGGGCGAAGAUGCGGGUGAUCCUGGUUUCGUUCUGGCUCAUCGAGUUAUUGGAAGGGCUUUGAGUAUUUCAGGAGCCACUGUCCAUUGGUAUGAUAAGCCAGAAAUGCGAAAGCAACGGAAAAUGGGUCAUAUCACAAUUGUUGGGCCUUCCAUGGGCCUUGUGAAAGCGCGUCUUAAUUCCAUAAUCAAGGAAGAAGGUUCUGAUGGUGCAUCUGCAGGGAUACCACGUCCGCGUGUUGCGAUCAUAAUGGGCUCAGAUUCAGAUCUUCCUGUUAUGAAGGAUGCUGCAAGGAUAUUGAAUAUGUUUGAUGUGCCUAAUGAGUUGCAGGUCAGAAUAAUAUCAGCCCAUCGUACUCCUGAAGCAAUGUUUUCUUAUGCAUCAUCUGCUAUUGAACGAGGGAUUCAGAUUAUAAUUGCUGGUGCUGGUGGUGCAGCCCACUUGCCAGGUAUGGUAGCUUCGCUUACUCCCUUGCCGGUUAUUGGUGUUCCUGUGCGUGCUUCUGCCUUGGAUGGAAUUGAUUCACUUCUGUCAAUUGUGCAGAUGCCGAGGGGGGUACCGGUUGCAACUGUUUCAAUAAACAAUGCCACAAAUGCAGCUCUGCUUGCAGUAAGAAUGUUGGGUAUUGGCGAAGCUGACCUACUGGCGAGAAUGAGACAGUAUCAAGAGGAUGCAAAGGAAGAUGUCCAGAGAAAAGAUAAAAAGCUUAUGGACGAAGGCUGGGAAUCUUGAAUCUUUGUAUGAUUUUUCAAUUUUGGUCACUGCAGAUAUUUUCGUCAUCAGGGUACACGUUAGCAACAUUGAUUUAAGAACCCACAACCCCAAAUUGAGAGCUGAUAAUCCAUCGUCGAGCUUUCAGCCUUAGACCCCAUGAGAUAAAGGUUUCUGUGUGUAGCCAGAUAGCUACCAACUUUGCUGCUACCCAGUCGAUGCCGAAUGAUUCUCACUCUUUCUGCUAGGGGUUCACCAUUUUUUUUGGGGUGGGUUUGAGUAGGUGUAAUAUUGGCUUAAUUUUAUUCAAGAUAUUUCACCAAUAUAAAUACAUUUACGUUUAAUAGACAUCCUACAACAAGGGAUGUGAGAUGCAA